UUCGUCAUCUCUAGCCGCUCAGCUGGCGCUGGCAAGGGCGCCAGGGGCGCCCGCGCGGUUUACGAUUCAGUAUGACUCGGUAUCGGAACCGGGUUGAACAUGCCGUGUGGUGACAUUCCCUGACUACUAGAUUUUCGUGUCCUUACUACAAAUGUAAUAACUGCUACGUUACUCGCACCCUUUUUCUGAGAGCGCGGCUGAAUACUGGCACUGUCACUCAUCAAAGCCACUGACAAACUGACAUAUUGCUGAACCAUGGAUGAAGGAAAUAAGAACGAGUGCCCGCUGGAGUCCGAGGCCCUCGUCGGCGACGGCCUGUCGACGCCGGCCGCCAUCGUGCGGAACAGCGUCCACAACGGGGGCAGGGCCAAGCCGAGUCGCAGGAGUGAUUUCGACCAGCUGUAUUUGUACAGCAAGCCCAAAAAGCCAGGUUUUUUUGAGCGCGUGUCCCGCACAUCGAAAGGCUGCGACUUCCGCGGGGGAGCUGUGUCCCUUUUCCCCAUACUGGACUGGCUUUACAACUACAAAUGGAAGAGUGAUACUAUCUAUGAUUUGAUUUCGGGAACUACGGUUUCAAUCAUGCACAUACCUCAUGGAAUUGCCUAUGCCAUGCUAGCAGGAGUGCCUCCAGUUGUUGGAAUCUAUAUGGCCUUUUUUCCUGUGUUCAUUUACACACUAAUGGGAACAUCAAGACAUUUAUCGAUUGGCACCUUUUCCGUCGUUUGCAUGAUGACUAGCAAAGCUGUAUUAAUGUACUCCGAUACUGAAAGUCUAGGAAUUGGGUCAAAUUCUUCAGCAGUCGUGCUGGACACUGGGGAAAAUCACACCAGUUUAACUCCAACUCAAGUUGCAGCUGCAGUUUGCUUUGUUGUUGGAUUUUGGCAGGUGGUGAUGGGGAUAUUCAAAAUGGGAGUGCUGAGUGUUCUUUUAUCAGAAACUCUGGUUAGUGGUUUCACUACUGGUGCUGCAGUUCAUGUCAUCACAUCACAAAUAAGCAAAUUUUUUGGGUUAAAACUUCCUCGUCGAACAGGGCCCUUGAAAAUACUUUUCGUUUAUUAUGAUCUUUUUGCCCAUAUUCUGGAAGCUAAUCUAGCAGCUGUUGGCAUAUCUGUUGUUACUAUUAUUAUUCUGUGCAUAUGGAAUGAGCUGUUAAAGCCUCGUGUGGAAAAGAAGCUGCCUGUUCCAAUACCGAUUGAGCUAUUUGCCAUCAUUAUUGGAACACUAGUUUCAUAUUUGGCAGAUUUUGAACAUGUAUAUAAAGUCAAAACAAUAGGUCAUGUUUCAACUGGAUUACCAUUACCUGAGCUUCCUCCUCUUUGGCUGUUUCCAAACCUCCUUGUUGAUGGCUUGGUCAUUUGCCUUGUGGCUUUUUCGAUCAAUAUGUCCAUGGCCAAAAUUCUUGCAAGAAAAGCUGGAAAUUACAGUGUUUCUGCAAACCAGGAACUUUUAGCUGGGGGAUGUGCCAACUUGUUUGGAUCUAUGUUUGGCUGUGUACCAACGGCUGCAUCACUAUCUCGUAGCAUGAUCCAACUGAAAGUGGGAGGAAAAACACAAUUAGCAAGUUUCUUCUCAUGCCUUAUUCUUCUUUUUGUCCUACUCUUUGUAGGCCCUCUUUUCCAACCUUUACCAAAUUGUGUUUUGGCCUCUAUUGUCGUUGUAGCAUUAAAGGGAAUGAUGAUGCAGGUAAAAGACCUGUUUCAUGCCUGGAGGCACUCUCAUGCAGAUGCUCUAGUUUGGUUGGGAUCAUUCCUUGGAGUUGUUCUUUUGGACAUUGACUAUGGGCUGGGUCUUGGAGUUUCAUUUUCACUUUUAACUUUGGUCAUCAGAGGACAGAAACCUAUCUUGCGAGUUUUAGGCAAUGUACCAGGAACACAAAUCUAUUUGGAUGUCAAAUGUUACCAUUCAGCUGUUGAAAUACCUGGAAUACGUAUCGUUCAAAUAGCUGGAGGACUCAAUUUUGCAAACAAUGAUUACUUUCAACACAAAAUUUUAAGUCUAAUUGAGAAAAAAGCAUCUUAUGACAAACAAAAUGCAUCUUCUCCUGUUCAAACAAUUAUAUCCCCAAACACUCAAUCUAAGCCUUUAUGUUUGAUCUUGGAUAUGGUAUCAGUAUCCUUUGUGGAUCCAUCAGCAGUUAAGGCACUUCUGUCUUUACAUAAAGAUGUGAAGAAUCAAGGACGUAUUUUAUGUCUUUCCAAUUGUUCUUGGAAUGUAUUCGAGAGUUUGAACAAGUGUGGAUUUUUCGAAGACUUUUCAGACUCCUACCUAUUUUCUUCAGUUCACGAUGCAGUCAGUUUUAUUUCUCGUCAGUCAGUGGCACUUUGAUGGUGUUUUCUAUUACUUGAUAUGUUUCAUAUUGUGAUCUGACCCAAAUUUGUUUUUAUAAGCUGUGAUGAUAGUUGGUGACACAUUCAUUGUGUUAAAUUAUUUUUUAUUUGUUUUCACAUUGUGCAGGAAUGAAUUUAAAUUUAUCUAUUUUGAUUUUUAUUUCAUGUUAUUAAUUAACAAGUUUAUGUGUACUUUACUUUGUGAUGUAAGACAGUGACAAUCCAGUCAAGUGUCCAAUGAAUAGAGAGGCCCCUAUCACUUAGGCAGCUAGUCUCUCUUCUUGCUUGAUAUUUUUGGAUACUUUUAAAAUUGAGAAGUGGAAGCAACUGUGUUCCUCUAAAAACUUUGGUGAUUGGUUAGAAGUUAACUAAGAUGAGGCUGUAUUUUCAAAAGAGCUAUAAAGACAUGGUAGUGUACUUUAUUUUUAAGGCAAGAUGGCUAUUUUUCAUUACUUAUGUCAAAGUCAAUUUUGAUGACUUUAACAAGUUUUACAGCAUGCUACUUAUAAUUUUGGAUGAAGAGUGUUUCAUGACAGAAGGGUAAUGCCUUUUGAAUGUUACUUUACACUUUUGCCUCAGGCACAUUCAAAGGGUUUACUUUGUUAGCCAGUAUUAGUGCUACUUCAGUACUUAAGUAAUGUAAGGACCAAUUCUGUGAUCCCAUAGUGCAGAUAGGUAAUUGGACACUGACAACAUGAGCUCAGUGUAAGGCUGUGGGUUUAGAGAAACCAAAGUAUUGUUCAAUUUGUAUGUCAGCAUUCUGAAUAAACAUUUAAGUGUCCCGCUC
Molecule: messenger RNA, 3114 nt
Organism: Thrips palmi
Lineage: Eukaryota; Metazoa; Arthropoda; Insecta; Thysanoptera; Thripidae
Product: prestin-like
Exons: 14
Coding region: 256-2325 (689 amino acids)
Biological process (GO): transmembrane transport
Cellular component (GO): membrane
Molecular function (GO): bicarbonate transmembrane transporter activity; oxalate transmembrane transporter activity; chloride transmembrane transporter activity
Source: RefSeq, a predicted model, not a curated record